AAGGCCGAGCAAUUGUCAUACCAGGCAGUGAAGCAAUCCGCCAGGAUGCUCUCGAUGGUGCAGGUGUAAAACCUUUUGAGGAUCUCAGGACCCAUGCCAUGGCAGUAUAUGUAGUCUUCUGAGCUCUUGCAGUGGCAGAAUAGAGGGUUUGAGUCUAGGGACCACCCAUAAGUAAAUAAAUGUGUAAUACACUAACGUGUAUUAGUGUUGCUAAUCCUCUCCAGUCAGGUGGGUUGUGGAGGCCAGAUCUAGGAUUUAACCAGAGACCAGGAUUACAGGGUGUGUCCUCAGAGUAAGGGGACAACUUGGUGUUGAUGACUAGCCCCACCAUCACACACACACAGCAUUCCUUCAUCCGUCACCUCACACAAACACAACAUUCCUUCAUCCGUCACCUUGCAUACAUGUACACAGCGUGCACUCUGCGGUUAAAAGCCCUCGAGCACUAGAAUCUUAUUUUUGACUAGAGAGAGUGGAAAACAAAAGAGAGCUACUUAAGGACUCGUAAAAGCCCUGAAGCACUGAUUGAAAAUGGGAAACAGAGAGCAGGUAAUGUGCAGGCUCGCUCCUAUCUCCAGCACCACCAGCCAUUUUCUACCCCACACGCGGCUGAACAGGCUGAAGUUCCCAACCACCCACAGCUCCUUCAGUAGGCUGGGAUCCAAAUCAACCUCCCACGUUGCCGACAGGAGCCCCAGUUCCUCCGAGAUGAACGGUGAGCCCUGGGCCAGGCCAAGAUACCAGGACCAAGCUGCAGCUGAACAUUGUACAGCAUCCCACCAGGAACAACAACAGCACCCUGACAAACUGUGUCUGGACUCCUUCUGGAGCGAGGUGGAGGCGAUACGUAGCCAGGGAAGCGGAUACACUGACCUUGACACUGAGAGCGCCAGACGAGACUCCAGACACUCUGAAGAGGGGGAGCAGGAGGAGCGAUGGCUGCAGGAUGCCGGUCUCUCCACUCUGAUCAGGCAGCAGAAACCAGACAGAGACAGGGACACUGAGGACCAGGAUGUUGACCAGGCCAUACUGCUGUCCACUCUGACCCGUACGCAGGCCGCUGCCGUCCAGAGGAGACUGGACUCCUACACACUGUCCCUGAGGAAGAGGAGCAAACACCCACCACGUGACGUCAGGGACGUCUUCAGCUCAUCAGCAUCCUCUAUUGCUCAGACACCUCUACCGGAGUGUCAAGACUCUGAGCCUACAGAGCCUAAAUCAUCUCUACCGGAGUGUCAAGACUCUGAGCCUACAGAGCCUAAAUCAUCUCUACCAGAGUGUCAAGACUCUGAGCCUACAGAGCCUAAAUCAUCUCUACCAGAGUGUCAAGACUCUGAGCCUACAGAGCCUAAAUCAUCUCUACCGGAUGACAGUAUGGAGACCAUCAACAAGACACCACUACAAGAGGUCAGCUUGGACCAGCAGAAGAAGCAUGGAGGUGCCCCUAAAGAGGAGAUUUUCAUCACAGACGUGGCCUACUGCGAACAGGCGGCCAUCUUGUUAAAACAGGCUAAGCUGCCUCAGAUAAAGAACAGCUGCAAGAGGAAGGAGGACGGCACACUUCCUAGGGUGAUCUGCCCCCAGUGUCGUCUGGGUGUAACUCGUAUCCAGGACUUGUCCAACCAGGACAUGAAAAAGGUACGUCAGCUGGCCCUGAUCGACAUGACAGCACUCUGUGACCUGCUGGAGCUCGAUGUCAAACGACACAAGACCUGCAAGAGGAAGAUCCCAGAGGGUGCCCUGUUUGGGGUUCCCCUGGCCACCCUGUUGGAGAAUGACCAGAAAGUCAAACCCACUGCUACCACUCCUCUCAUCCUGCAAGCGCUGCUGUGGUUCCUGGAGAAGAGGGGAGUUGACUCAGAGGGUAUUCUGCGGGUUUCAGGCUCUCAGUCCAGAAUCAAGAAGCUGCAGCAGGACCUGGAACAGAACUUCUACUCUGGAGGGUUCAUCUGGGACGAGGUCAGUCCUAACGAUGUUGCUGCCCUGUUAAAGAAGUUUAUCAGAGAACUACCAUCUCCACUUCUCACCGCGGAGCACCUCAACACCUUCAGUGCUACCAGGGACAUCCCUGAGCUGAAACAGAAGCUACACGUUCUGAACCUCCUCAUCCUCCUACUGCCUGAACCCAACAGAAACACACUCAAGGCUCUGUUGGAGUUUCUUUCCAAGGUAGUCUCCAGAGAGAGGAGGAACCGUAUGAACCUGUGGGCCGUGUCCACCAUCAUGGCCCCCAACCUGUUCCUGUUCCUCCACAAGGCCGUACCCACCCGCCUCACUGACGGGGGGCCAGGGGAGGAGAAAGGACAUGCUGAGAAGGCCCCCAACCUGUUCCUCCACAAGGCCGCACCCUCUCGCCUCACUGACGGGGGGCCAGGGGAAGAGAAAGGACAUGCUGAGAAGGCUGCUGACAUCAUGAGGCUACUCAUACGCUACCAGGACCUGCUCUGGACCAUCCCUAACUUCCUGAUGAGCCAGGUGCGUAAGCUGAAUGAGAACAGUAACCGAAGGUACCAGUUCUACGAUCGCCGCAUCAAGAACCUGCUGAGGAAAAUUCACCAGGACCGCAAGGAUAAACCUGACAAGAACUCCUCCGAGCCAUGUCGUACAGUAAAGAUCCAGGUGGGAGAACUGAUGAGCAGCACCAUGGAGGUCAAGGUCAACAUAAACUCUAGAGCAUCAGACCUACUGGCUCAGUUCCACAGGCACCUCCACAGCUCUGACAACACCAAGGGCCUGCUCAAGAGGAACAGUUUGGUGAAUGAUUUGGGAUCAUACCUGGACUGUGCCAUGUAUGAAGUGGGAGGAAAUAUUGGUGAGCACUGCUUGGACCCAGAGACCCAUCUCCUGGACCUGUACAACAACAACCCCAGUGGAGAGUGGGUCAUCAAACACAAACCGCUGACCACCAGUAAGGGACUGCAGAUAUAAGACAGUCGCAGGAGGAGGGAGAGACCAGCAGGGGGCUCCAAGAGCCAGCCAGAGGAGGAGGGAGAGACCAGCAGGGGGCUCCAAGAGCCAGCCAGAGGAGGAGGGAGACCAGGUGGAGUAGAGGAGAAGAGGAUGCUGCCACCACAAACCACCUCAAGGCUGAGCCCUCUCUCUGCCCAUUGCGGAGGAGACCAGACUAGGAGAAGUAAAGCAGCUACUGUGGAAAAACACCCCACCUCCAGACUUCAGGUGGAGGAGUGGCUGAGCUUGUGUCUCAGUCUGCUUCCUGGCUUGUCAGCUAAGCUCUCAGGCUCUCAGCCAAUCACUUCCCAGCAUCCGCAGAAGCCCAGAUGGGAAUCUGAUGCAGCUGCCUCCGAGUCUCUCUUUCUUUCUCUCCCACUCUCUCUCCAUUCCUUCUACUCAUGCCAUUUGAUCACAAAGUAAUAAGAGAGGCACAUGCACAGUAUAUCUCUUUUCCUUGUUUGUCUAUUUCUUUAAUGUCACACAGAGGGAAAGUCAGGUACUCUGAUGAACUGAUGUAAGGGACAGGGACUCUUAGGUCCCUGUCCCUGAUGGCUCUUGGCCUCUGAUGGCUCUAUAAGAGGCCCUAAACACAGGGGACAGAGGGCAUAGUUCUCUCUAAGGGAUCAAAGGUCAAUCUCUAAGACAUGAUUACAGUACCCCUAAAGGGAACUGUUGUUUAAGACAGUGAAGCUGGACUUCAACCUUUCUGUUUGUUUUUUUUUUGUUUUUGAAGGAUUUUAUGAAGUAUUGAAUAUCACGAUGGAUUGACUAUUUAUAAUUGAUUGGAUGUAUCUGUAUGUAUAUGUAUGUAGUCAUUAAUGUUCUCCUUGGAAAUGGUUGAAAAGGUGUUUCUGAUCGUAACAUAACAGUCAUGUAAGCUCACCCACUCUUUUCGGGGACUCUUUUCAGACAGUCUUCUUAUUCUUGUAAAUGUUUUGAUCAGUUGUACUUUGCUGCGGUUCUGCAUAUUUAUUCUCUCAUCCUAUUACCCAUGUGUCAUCACUUCUUCAGAGUACACUUUUAUAUGAAAUCUAUGAAUAGUGUUUACACGUUUUGAGGAAGCUUGGACAUUGCACCAUCACAUCAAUAUAAAGUAUACACAUGUUCUAUAUGACAGCCUAUCAUGAAUUUACACAUCUACAACAUAUCAUGAAUUUACACAUCUACAACCUACCAUGAAUUUAUACAUCUACAACCUAUCAUGAAUUUACACAUCUACAACCUACCAUGAAUUUAUACAUCUACAACCUACCAUGAAUUCAUACAUCUACAAACUAUCCUGAAUUUACACAUCUACAACCUACUAUGAAUUUACACAUCUACAACCUACCAUGAAUUUACAUAUCUACAACCUACCAUGAAUUUACACAUCUACAACCUACCAUGAAUUUAUACAUCUACAAACUAUCCUGAAUUUACACAUCUACAACCUACUAUGAAUUUACACAUCUACAAUCUACCAUGAAUUUACACAUCUACAACCUACCAUGAAUGUAUGUUUAGCUACCAGUCUCCUCAGAAAUGACAACAAGAAUGUAACAAACUGCAUAGAUCUCAUCUCAGUCACAGCAGUCAUUGGUUCAGUCAUUGGUUCAGUCAUUGCUCAGUACAGAGUCAGAGCCACAGCCUUCUGUUCUAUUGUGCUGCCAUUUUAGGAGAGAGAACCGAGCAGCAGUGUAAUGACAGCCAGCAUCUAUCACACGGUGUAAUUCCCUGUCUGUCACACGACCUACUGAUGCAUCGUCACGGUGUAUUGGUUCAUGCAGUGGUUCAUGCAGUGGUUCAUGCAUUGGUUCAUGCAGUGGUUCAUGUAUUGGUUCAUGCAUUGGUUCAUGCAGUGGUUCAUGUAUUGGUUCAUGCAGUGGUUCAUGUAUUGGUUCAUGUAUUGGUUCAUGCAGUGGUUCAUGCAUUGGUUCAUGCAUUGGUUCAUGCAGUGGUUCAUGCAUUGGUUCAUGCAGUGGUUCAUGCAGUGGUUCAUGCAUUGGUUCAUGCAGUGGUUCAUGUAUUGGUUCAUGCAUUGGUUCAUGCAGUGGUUCAUGUAUUGGUUCAUGCAGUGGUUCAUGUAUUGGUUCAUGUAUUGGUUCAUGCAGUGGUUCAUGCAUUGGUUCAUGCAUUGGUUCAUGCAUUCCAUGAACAUUACCACAGAGGAGUCAGUUCUUCUGGUUGAUAGAGAGGGUAAUAUCUGGGUGUUAUUACGGAUGUUAUUAUCUCUGUGUGUGUGUGUGUGUGUGUGUGUGUGUGUGUGUGUGUGUGUGUGUGUGUGUGUGUGUGUGUGUGCGUGCGUGCGUGCGCACGUGCAUGUGUGUGUGUGUGUGCGUGUGUGUGUGUGUGCUUGCUUCAUUACACAAGCCCAAUUGGGUUGAGUCCUGAGUCCAUGGCACAGUUCAGUACCCCGGUACAAAGCACUGAUGGAACACACACACACACACACGGCCUUCUGCUGACGUUAAUCAGUGGAACUAGGUCACCUCUAAAGCUCUGUUCUCCCUCAGGGAAGUAGUGA
Messenger RNA from Oncorhynchus tshawytscha (Chinook salmon), 5455 nucleotides. Its product is annotated as rho GTPase-activating protein 40. Bases 532 to 2928 code for a protein of 798 amino acids. NCBI's taxonomy places the organism in Eukaryota, Metazoa, Chordata, Actinopteri, Salmoniformes, Salmonidae. The transcript has 15 exons. Gene Ontology annotation, biological process: regulation of small GTPase mediated signal transduction; regulation of actin filament polymerization; signal transduction. Gene Ontology annotation, molecular function: GTPase activator activity. The record is from RefSeq and is a predicted model, not a curated record. Gene Ontology annotation, cellular component: cytoplasm.